AUGCCGGGCAACAACAACCCCGUCCAGAUGCACGAGAUCUGGCAAACGCUGCCGAGGGACCUCGUCGUGGUGCUGGCAGAAGCCGCCAUGCCAGAGUUCCUCCGGGUUUACGUGGUCAACGACCCGUACAACCCGUCUCCGGACUACAUCACGCCGGCAGUUCACCCAGACUGGGACCUUAUGAACGCAUUCCUCUAUGAAUCAAAGUCGCAGAUGCGAAAUGCGGCGUUGAAUGAGAUCGCGAGACGCACUACAGUGCUAGUUGAGGUAGGAUGAUUAUUCUGUUCGACCACUUCGGGUAGCUAACAUAUCGAAAAACAGGUAUGGCAGGCACCCCAACAGCCCCGGGUCUUGGGCUUCGCGCCGCGCCCGAUAUUUCAACCACCCCCGUCGGUUGAGCAAACAGUCCUCCGCCAAGUGACGUCCUUCCAAGUGGCAGAUCUCGAAGCCGUCUACGUGCGCGCCGACUCGCGAGAGAUGGAGGAAGUGGCUUUGGAAUCCGACAGGAUGAAGCGCUUAACAAAACAUGCCAUCCGCUUCUCGACCGCCUCGUCCACGGCCGAAGCCGUGUAUAGCGUGGCCAUGUCAUCGGAUCUGAGAGACACGAUUGCUACUGACGACGAUAUGACUCUCGAGCUGGCAGCGACUUCUGAAACCACCCACGAAGAGGUGGAGGCCCUGAUCCCUCGGACUAUCUCCGAAAUUGGCUCAAAUCCACUUGCCCAGGUCCUCGGCAACUUGCAGAGGCGCUUGAGUGGUGUCGUCUGCGACGAUGUUCUUCAGAUCUUCAUGAGCGGCGGUAUUUGCGCGGUGAACAACGGAUGGGACACCGAGAGGAGCGAGCGUCUAUAUCGCCAGCUUGUUUGUGGAGUCCAGGAUGAGCAAGAGGAGAACAGCGAAUCCGAGGACGAUGAGGAAGACGACCACGAAUAUUAG
Messenger RNA from Lecanosticta acicola, 936 nucleotides. The record is from the annotation of a GenBank genome assembly. Lineage: Eukaryota; Fungi; Ascomycota; Dothideomycetes; Mycosphaerellales; Mycosphaerellaceae.